This is a messenger RNA of Strongylus vulgaris, 519 nucleotides long. The record is from the annotation of a GenBank genome assembly. Lineage: Eukaryota; Metazoa; Nematoda; Chromadorea; Rhabditida; Strongylidae.
GAAGAAGAAGGUGGAGGAAGAAGGAGGAUCUCUAAUGCGAAAAAAGAUAGACGUAAUCGUACGGUACUUGGCCUACGAUAUCAUAAUUUUUGAUUUCGGCUUGAUGCACCGAGUUCUUGGUACGGAGGAAUGUGUUGCCAACUAUUUAGAUGGAGGAUAUAUGCGUUUCGGGUGGUGCAUCGAACAAACUUCGGCUCUGUCGCUUGCUAUUUUCUCUUUGCUUUGUAUGUCGCGUCCACUGUGGUUACUGUGGCCAGGUCUGCUGCUGCAAUCGUCCUACUCAUUGGGCCUGUCGGUGCUGACGAUGGCAACGGCUCCAAAACUUCUAGAAGCUCUAGGUGGCCGAGUAGACUUACAGCUCAGUCUCAUGUUUUCUGCAUACUUAUUCGGAUUUUUCUUCAACUGGAUAUUCACUUUUAUACUCUGGCAUCAUUACUGGCACCUUGAAAGACUAUAUAAUCCUCCACCUGUGAAAAGAAGCAGAUCAUUCAAAGGACCGAAUGUUGUAGAUUUAUAAUG